GUUGUAUUUUAAUACAGCCGUACCAUUCUAUAUUUAUGUUGCAACAUCACCUGCAUUUAGACGAGAAUUAAAAAGAGUUUUUAUUAAAUUAUAUGCUUGUAUGACAGGAAAACAAAUUAGAGAUGAACAACAUACACGUGGUAUGACAACUACUGUACGUCCUUAA
Rotaria sp. Silwood2 is the source of this 166-nucleotide messenger RNA. NCBI's taxonomy places the organism in Eukaryota, Metazoa, Rotifera, Eurotatoria, Philodinida, Philodinidae. The record is from the annotation of a GenBank genome assembly.